Molecule: messenger RNA, 4838 nt
Organism: Octodon degus (degu)
Lineage: Eukaryota; Metazoa; Chordata; Mammalia; Rodentia; Octodontidae
Gene: Rnf17
Product: ring finger protein 17
Exons: 33
Source: RefSeq, a predicted model, not a curated record
AGGCGAUGGCGGCAGAAGCGUCGGAGGUCGGGUUCGCCUCCUCCACCUCCACACAGGUGGGAAAUAAGCGUCCGCCCUGGGGUACUUCCGAGAGCCAGUGCACUCGCUGCGGGAGAAGGGUGUCCACAGCUUCCGGUUAUAGCCAUAUAUACAUUGCUGGUAUUGAGAAUAACGACUUGGCAUUUUGCAGGAUGAAGAACUGCUCUCCAGACUUUAAAAAGAUGGCUGAUCAUGAUCAGCUAACAGGUUUGGUGCAUUCAACCUCCAUUCACAGGACUGUUCUGAGCUCCUCAAGUGCAGCAUUGGAGACGAAAACUACAGAAGAAAUUGAUGAAGCACUGAAGAUUGCAGGCUAUAAUUUUGAACAAUUAAGUAUUGCUGUAAAAACACUUGAGCUCACACAGAAUCAAACUAAAGAGGAGACAGACGGUCUUAUAGAGAUGGUUGAGAAGCAGUUUGAUAAACUUUUUGCUUCUCUUGUUUCCAGGAAAAAGAAUUUGUGUGAAGAACUUGUAAGAAAUAUGGAUGAUUAUUUAUCACAUUUAAUAAUGACCAAAAGCUACAUUGAACAGAAAAAAAAUGAUUUGGAUGCAGCUAUGAAAAUAGCAAAAGAAUUAAAAUCAGCACCUGCUCUGAGGACAUUUUGUGACCUUAACCAGAUUAUUCAGACUCUGAAGUUAACAUUUGAGAGUGAAUUGUCACAAGUUAAUUUUCUAAAACCCAGGAACCCUCCCAGGUUGAAUAUGAAUUGCAGUGAGAUUAUCUGUAUGUUAAGCAGUAUGGGAAAGAUUGAAUUUGAAGAUUCAACAAAAUGUUAUUCCCAAGAAAAUGAAGUUGGAUAUAAUGUUCAGAAGAAUAAUAGUGAAAAAGAACUUUCUUUUGAUACAUACUCAUCACUAGAAGAGAAACAGGUCGACUUGUCUAUCCUGACUGGUGAUGCACCAGCACCUCCUUUACAGCCAGAGACCACUGACAUACAACCAGAAGGGAGACACACCCAGCCACAGAAAGAGGGGGAAGUGACGUCCCCUAAAGCCAUUGCUGUGCUGCCUCAGAUGGCGUUGAGCCCUGAUGUGAUAAUUGAAGAAAUUAUUGAAGAAAAUCUGGAAUAUUCUCCAGAGCUUGUUUUUGUAAGUCAUGUGAUACACCCUUGUCACUUCUACAUUCGGAAAUAUUCACAAGUGAAAGAUAUAUCAGUAUUGGAGAAGAAAGUGAAUCAAAUUUGCAAUAAGAGUUUACAUCUUGAUCCUUCAGAUGUUUUGGAACUAGGUGCAAGGAUAUUUGUCAACAGUGUUGCAAAUGGAAUGUGGUGCCGAGGAACUAUCACUGAAUUAAUUCCAAUAGAAAGUAAAAAUAUUAGAAAACCUUGUAGUCCAACCAAAUUCCCGGUGCAUGAAGUUGCAGUUAUAGAAAUAUUCAUGGUAGAUUUUGGAAAUACGGAAGUCCUAAUUGUGACAGGAGUUGGUGAUAGCCAUGUGAGACCGGAACAUUUUGCUCAGCAGCAUAUUGUACUAAAUGAUUUAUGCCUUGUUCUAAGGAAGUCUGAAUCAUGUAUUGAAGAGUUGCUGAAAGACAUCCCACCAUUAGCUCAUCCUUGUUCCUUGAAAGACAUCGUUCCACAUAAUUCAAAUAAAGGCUGGAAAGAAGAAGCUAAAGUGGAAUUUUUAAAAAUGGUAAAUAACAAGGCUGUUUUAAUGAAAGUUUUUAGAGAAGACGACGGUGUGCUUAUUGUGGACCUGCAGAAACCACCAACGAAUACAAUAAGCAGUGAUAUGCCUGUGUCUCUUAGAGAUGCAUUAGUUUUCAUGGAACUGGCAAGGUUUAGAUCACAGUCACCAAGAAGUCACACUGAAAAUAAUAUGACUUUACGCUAUCAUCCACCUAUUUUGCCUAAAGAAAGGACAGAUGUUUCUGUUAUGGUUUGUUACAUAAAUAGUCCUACUGAUUUCUAUCUUCAGUUGGUAGAGAACCUAGAUUUUUUACGGCUAUUAAAGACAAUUGAGGAAUUCUAUACAAGUGAAGAUGGGGAAAAUUUGGAAAUUGUCUGUCCAGUUCAAGAUCAAGCCUGUGUAGCUAAAUUUGAAGAUGGAAUUUGGUACCGUGCAAAAGUCAUUGGGUUGCCUGGACAUCGGGAAGUUGAAGUUAGAUAUGUGGACUUCGGCAAUACUGCAAAAAUAACACUUAAGGAGAUGCGCAAAAUAAAAGAUGAGUUUCUAAGUCCCCCAGAGAAGGCAAUUAAAUGUCAGCUGGCGUAUAUCAAACCAUGUGAAAGAACUAUGCAGUGGUCUAAAAAAGCAAAAGACAAAUUUGAAGAAAAGACUCAAGAUAAAUUCAUGACAUGUUCAGUUCUUAGAAUUUUGGAAGAUAAUGCACUCUUAGUUGAGCUCUUUGAUGCCUUUGGUGCUCCUGGAAUGACUCCUACUAGUGUUAAUGACCAGUUAGUCAAAGAAGGCCUAGCAUCUUAUGAAGUAGGAUAUAUCCCCAAAGAUAAUUCUAAAAAGCAUGUUGAAAUAUGGGAUCCUUCUCCAGAAGAAAUUAUUUCACAUGAAGUAAACAACUUAAAUCCCAUCUCUGUAAAAUCUCUACCUAAUGAGAAUUUCCAAUCACUCUAUAACAAGGAAUUGCCUGUGCAUAUAUGUAAUGUCAUAUCUCCUGAGAAGAUUUAUGUUCAAUGGUUAUUAACAAAAAAUUUACUUAAGAGCUUAGAAGAAAAGAUGAUAGCAGCUUAUGAAAAUUCAAAAUGGAAACCUGUUAAAUGGAAAAAUGAUAUGCACUGUGCUGUUAAGAUCCCAGAUAAAAAUCAGUGGCAGAGAGGCCAGAUCAUCAGAGUGGUUACAGACACAUUGGUAGAGGUCUUGCUGUAUGAUGUAGGUGUUGAACUGGUAGUGAAUGUUAACUAUCUAAGAAAACUUCAAGAAAAUCUGAAGACAAUGAGAAGAUUAUCUGUGGAAUGCUCUCUUGUUGAUAUAAGGUAGUUUUUAACUGAAUUAAUUUUUUCUUUAUUGAAUAUUUUAAAUAUUUUUCUUUUUGGAUGAGUUAUCACUUUUAAAUCACUUCAGGAAAACAAUUCAACAUGGCCAUUACCUGUGAAAAUUUUCUGCAGAGAUGAAAAAGGAGAGCGUGUUGAUGUUUCUAAAUACUUGAUUAAAAAAGGUUUGGCUUUAAGAGAAAAAAGAAUUACUAAAUCAGAUACCAUCCACCUACCUGAGAAGUCCGUGCUAAUUCCCUUGGAACAAGGAGAUUCAAUUGUUACUAACUGUAUUAAAAUUAACUUUGACAAUGACAAGAAAGCUGCUGAUAUAACGAAUGAGCACAAGAUACUUGAAUGUAAGGAGAAAAUUUCAGAACAAAGGACCACUGGAUGCUAUAAACCACCAGUUAUUCCUGACAAGAAAAUAUUUGAGGCAGUAGUCAGCUGCAUUGGUGAUGAUGGAACUAUAUUUGUAGUACCCAAAUUAUCAGAAUUCGAGCUACUAAAAAUGAUGAAUGAGAUUCAGAGUACUUUAAAAUGCCUGGGUCUUCUGGAACCUUAUUUCUGGAAGAAGGGAGAACCUUGUGCAGUGAGAGGAUCUGACACUAUGUGGUAUCGAGGCAAAGUAAUCGAAGUUGUGGGCGGCACUAUCAGGGUACAAUAUUUAGAUCAUGGAUUCACUGAAAAGAUUCCACAGUGUCACCUUUACCCCAUUUUGCUAUAUCCUGAUACACCCCAGUUUUGUAUUCCUUGUCAACUGUAUCAUACUAUACCAGUUGGGAAUGUGUGGCAGCCAGAUGCAAUUGAACUUCUUCAGGAGCUGCUUUCAAAGAGAGAAGUGGACAUUCACAUUAUGGAAUUGCCUGAAAAUCCAUGGGGUAAAUUGAAUAUUCAUCUCUAUUUUGAUGGAAUGUCACUUUCCUAUUUUAUGGCACACCAUAAAUAUUGCAGUUUUGAAUAUUCUGAGGAGGUAUUUAAAGAAAAACCAAUGGACUACAAAAAAUAUGAGGAAGAAGUAUGGGAGAUAAACUUUGAGGAAUUGCUUUUGUCCAAAAUGGAGACUCCUGUUUUACAACCAUAUUUGCCUACAUCCCUGCCUCCACCACAAGAACUGUAUGCUGUUCAAGUGAAGCACAUUGUCUCUCCUAAUGAAGUAUACAUUUGCCUUGAUUCUAUAGAAAACUGCAAUCAGUUCAACCAUAGUGACACAAAUGACACUCAGGUUAGCUCAGAAUCAGAAUCGGAGAGCCUUGAAGAAGCAUUGCAGAGGCUUAAUAAAAUUGUGAAGACGUUUCCUCCUCUGACAGACUUUAGAACAGAAAUGCCUUGUCUUGCAGAAUAUGCUGAUGGCUUAUGGUAUAGAGCAAAAAUUGUUUCCAUUAAAGAAUUUAACCCUUUAUCUGUCCUGGUACAAUUUGUUGAUUAUGGAUCAACUGAAAAGUUAACACUGAACAGACUGUGUCAGAUUCCUUUUCACCUCAUGCAGUAUCCUGCCCGUGCCAUAAAGGUUUUCUUGGCAGGGUUUAAACCUCCCUUAAAGGACACAGGGAAGACAAGAAUACCAUAUUGCCCCAAGUGGAGCAUGGAGGCAUUGUGGACUAUGAUAGACUGUCUUCAAGGAAAGCAGCUUUAUGCUUCUUCUAUGGCUCAGGCACCGGAACAAACGGUAACCCUAUAUGAGGAUGAACAGUACCCAGUCCAUACGCCAUUAGUAGAAAUGGGACUUGCAGACAGAGAUGAAUGAUGUAUACACAGCAGAGCAUCUGUAGCAGCCCAGAAGAAAGUACGCUACAUUUAGGCCCUCUCAGACUGCCUGGCCUGUUCUACAGUGGUGCUGUUCUUUCCCACCCUAAUUCUUACAAGUUGA